Messenger RNA from Quercus lobata, 1403 nucleotides. RefSeq names its product F-box/kelch-repeat protein At3g23880-like. The record is from RefSeq and is a predicted model, not a curated record. The transcript is spliced from 2 exons. Lineage: Eukaryota; Viridiplantae; Streptophyta; Magnoliopsida; Fagales; Fagaceae. The coding region runs from base 40 to 1221 and encodes 393 amino acids. Gene Ontology annotation, molecular function: protein binding.
UUGGUAAAGCCGAAAAAAAGAAAGAAAGAAAGAAAAGGAAUGUUUGAGUAUCUGCCAUUCGAAGUGUUGCUGGAGAUCCUGCAUAGACUACCCUUGAAAUCCCUAAUUCAAUUCAGGUGCGUUUCCAAAUCAUGCAACUCUCUAAUUACAAGUCCUGCCUUCAUCAAUUCCAGUCUCACUCGAUCACACUCCAAUUCCAACAAAUUAAUUGUUAGGUAUUUGGAUGUCAAACCCCAUGUAGAGCGCUACAAAUUAAUACACGAAGACAAUGACAAUAAUGACUCCUUAUCUGAACAAAUUCAAGAUCUUGAGUUCCCACUAAGGAGUAGAUGCGAUUGUUUUCAAUUAGUCGGUUCCGUGAAUGGAUUGUUUUGCCUUUAUGAAGAAAACCGCUUUAUUCUUUGGAAUCCUUGUAUUAGAAAAUUUAUUAUCCUUCCCAAGACUUCCGUUACUGGCCUCUUUCCUUGUUACUUAGCGUUGGGGUUUGAUUCAAGGGACAAUGAUUAUAAGGUGGUGAGAAUUGCAUAUCAAUUAGUAAAAAUUAGGUCCGAAGGUGCCAAACCACCUCUGGUUGAGGUUUACUCUGUAAGAGAGGGAUCUUGGAGAAUAACUAGUGGUGGCGACUCAUAUCCGCCUAAGAUUACUAUUAGUAAUUGGCCCCAUCAAGCAGCUUCUUUAAAUGGAGCUGUUUAUUUUCCGGCGAAUGAUUGGGGCGAAGCCCAGAGUUCAGUAGUUUUGUCAUUUGAUUUAGGUGAUGAGGUUUUCCGCGUGAUAUCCUUGCCAAAUGGUAAAUUCAAAUUGACUGCUCAUAUUGUUACCUCAGUAUUCAAAGGAUUGCUUUCUCUAAUAUGUUAUGAGCAUCAGCAUAUGGGCGAGUAUUAUAUGGGCAGUGUCAAGUGUUGUUCUGUUUGGGUUAUGAAAGAGUAUGGUGUUGUGGAUUCUUGGACUAAACAGUUCACUAUUGACCUCGAUAUGCAAUAUUGGAAAGUGUUAGGUUUCUGGAAGAAUGAUCAUAUAUUAGUGCAGAAAAUACAACUAGAUGGUUCGAUGCUCAUUUCAUAUGACCCUGAGAGCCAACAAGUGAACAAUUUGGGAUUUUAUAGAAGCAGAUGGCAUUCUUAUUCUUAUGUUGAUAAUUAUGUGGAGAAUCUUGUCUUACUUGACAAACCAAAUGAUGCAGUUUCCAAGAGGAAAGUGAGCAAGAAGAGGAAGUGCAGGUAACAAAAAUACAUAGGGCUGAAGGAUGCAUUCACGUAAUGUGGCAGCUGUUUUUUCUUUUUGUCCAGAUUUGUUUUUUGGCCUAUGGAUCUUUGUCAAGCCUUCUUUGUUUGGAAAGGAUCAUUUAAAAUUUUAGACAAAAAUGUUAAGUGUCUUUCUAAGUCUAGGCUAGUUUUAAUUUUUUU